AUGACCACCUCGAGCAAUAAUUGGAUGCUCAUCAAAAUUAUCAAAUUGGUUGGUUUUUCGAUUUUUUUAAUGGGAAAUUUUGAGCUUUUUCCAAUAACUUUGAUAAAUCAUUUUGCGGUUUCAAUACAUACUUUUCAGCUCUUGAAUUAUUAUUUUACUUAAUAAAUAGGUGUUCUGUGUUUAAUUUAAAAAAAUAUGAGUAAAGGUUAAAAAAAUAUUAUAAUGACCUUUAUUUGAUGAUUGUUUGUUUAUGGUUUUUCGCCGAAAAAAAUUGAAUUUUUAAGGUUAUUCUGCUGACAUAAGUAACUUAUUUUGCAGUUUCAAUAUUUUCCAGCUCUUGAAUUCUUAUUUUGUUUGAUAAACCGGCUUCAAUUGUUAAUUAAAAUGGUACGAAGACCCUCUCGAUUCUGAUCUCUGUAUUCUUUUUUGGUAGUGAAAUUGGAAGCAGUAAGGAACGAAUAAAAAUUUGAGCUUUAUUUCGUUAUUUUUCAGAGAAAGGUCAAUUUUUAAUUUAACCGAAAAAAAUAUUGGAUUUUUUUCAAUUUGAUUAUUUUUUUGUGAAACAGUUUUUGUCAGCUAGUUUUAUUAAAUUUGAACUUUAUCUGAAUAUUUUUUUGAAAUGAGUACUAAAUAAAUUUUAUGGAAAUAGUUUUCUUGGUUUAACUGGUAAUGAUACAAUAAUUCUUAUUAAAAUUCAGUUUUCCAUUGAAAAAAAUUUUUCCCAAAUGGGAAAAAAAUAUUGCAAAAAUAAAGGAAAAUCACCUCAAAAAAAAAAAAAAAUCUCAAAACCUUUAUAAAAAGACCAAUUUUUCAAGUUCGGAGCCCUGGUCCCGCUGGAACCGCGGCUGGGCAAAAAACUGCUCGAACCCCUGACGAAUUUGAUCAACAGCACGUCGGCCAUGUCGUUGCUCUACGAGUGCAUCAACACCGUCAUUGCAGGUACUUAAAUACAUUUUUUGCUUUUUUUGAAUGGCUUCAAAAUGAGAAAAUGUGAUGAGUUUCAGCUUUAAAAUGCUUAUAAUUAAUUGAAAUGUGAUGUAUAAAUUUUCAAUGAGUUAUGAUGUUCACAUUUAAAAAAUUUUCGUCUUCAACCAGUUUCAGUACAAGAAUGAAAAAAAUGAGUGAUUUCUAUAGAAGUUCAAAUUUUAUUUAAUUUAAGACAAAAUUCAUUUAACUGGGAAAAUUUUUACUGGCUAUGAUAGAGGCUCGCCAAGGAUUACUUGGAGAUGACACUAAAGUGGUCACUAAAUUCAGCUCUAUAGUGACCACUGUUUUCCUUUUUAGUGGCCACUUCAGUAGUUUUUCAUCCAGUAUUCCUUCCAGUAACUUUGAUAAUUUAAAAAAAAACAGAUUGGACCAGUUAUGAUGAUCCAUUGACCCCUAAAGUGGCCACUCAAGUUUUAGUGGUCUAGUAGUAGCACCUAGACUUCUAUAGUGGCCACUAACUUUUAACCCCUUAAGUGGCCACUAAUUUGACUACUCUAGUGGUCGCUAAAACGUUGAAACCCUAUAGUGACCACUAAAAAUUUUCCCACAAAUGUCUAUUUUAAUAUUUUUGCAGUUCUGAUCAGCAUUUCUGCUGGUGGAGAUCAUACGGCCAGCAUUCAGGUAUAGAAAAAAAAAUACUUGUCUUAAUCAUAAUUUUUCAGCUCUGCGUCCAGAAAUUGGGUGUUCUCAUUGAAGACUCGGACCAGAAUCUGAAAUACUUGGGACUUUUGGCGAUGGGAAAAAUUCUGAAAACGCAUCCCAAGGCUGUACAGGCACACAAGGACAUCGUUCUGAGGUGUUUGGACGACAAGGACGAAAGUAUCCGAUUGAGGUCUUUUUUUGAAGUUUUUUGAUGGGAAAUGAGAAGAUAAGGUUACUUUUUAGAAUUUUAAGGCUUUUCCACUAAUUUUGAUUUUUUUUAAGGGUCUUUUUUGGACUUUAUUUGAUGGAAAAUAAGAAGAAAAAAAGUUAAUUUUUUUGGAUUUUUAAGGCUUUUUCCACUAAUUUUUUUAUCAUUAUAGAGGAGUUUUUGGAGUUUAGUUGAUGGAAAUGAGAAUAAAAAGCUAGUUUUCACUAAUUUUCGAUCAUUUUGGAGUUUUUAGAUGAGAAACGUGUGGGAAAUGAGAAGAAAACGUUACUUUUUGGACUUUUGAGGCUUUUCCACUAAUUUUUAUCAUUAUAGAGGAAUUUUUGGAGUUUUUGAUGGGGAAUGGGUCGAAAACGUUAUAUUUUUAAACUUUUAAUGGGCUUAAAAGAAAUUUUUUUCAUUGAUUUUGGUCAUUUUUAAAGGGGUUUUUCGAAGUUUUUGAUAGAGAAUGAGACGUUACUUUUUUGGAUUUUUUUAGGCUUUUCCGCUAAUUUUUGAUCAUUUUUUUAAAUGUUUUUUUGGACUUUAUUUGAUGGGAAAUGGGUCGAAAACGUUAUAUUUUUGAAUUUUCAAAGGGGCUAAAAAGAAAGUUUUCACUAAUUUUUCGAUCAUUUUGGAGUUUUUUUAGAGGAGAAAUGUGUGGGAAAUGAAAAGAAAACGAUACUUUUUGAAUUUUUUUAAGGUGCUAAAAACAACUGUUUUAUUAACUUUUUAAAGGGGUUUUCGGAGUUUAAAUAUUGUAAAAUGGGUCGAAAACGUUAUAUUUUUCAACUUUUAAGGGGCUAAAAACUUUUUGCACUAAUUUUGGUAAUUUUUAAGGGUUUUUCUGAAGUUUUUGAUGGGAAACGAUGUCAAAAAAACGUUACUUUUUAGACUUUUUAAGGGGCAAGAAAAAAAUAGAAAUCGCCCCAAUUUUACCCUAAUUUGCAGUAAAAAUCUCAUUAUUUCCUUGAGUUUUUGUACAUUUUUAUAAAAAUCAAAAAAAUGUAGAAAAAAAUUGAAUAAACUGUGAUUUUUUUGAAUUUUUUAAGGCGCUUGAAAGAACUAUUUUUUUCAAAUUUUGACUAUUUUUCGGUUUUUCUGGUGUGAACUUCUCACGUAAAUCUCGAAAAAUACUAUCCAGAAAAGAAUUUCAAUUUCCAAAAAGAAACUAAUUGACCGUGUAUCGCUCUAAAUUUUUGACUAAUUUUUCGUUAUUUUCUAGAUUUUUUUGGUGUAAAAAAAUUGUUCAGAAAAAAAUCGAAAAAGGAUGAUUUUGGUCUUAAAUAAAGAUUCUCUAGAAAAAAAUAUACGAAAUUUCGAAUUUUUUUAAGGAGCCAAGAAGAUUUUUCCAAUUUAAAUCUUGAACCUAAAUUAAUUUUGCGUUGUUUUUCUAAUUUUUCUGUUGUGAAAAAAAUCGAAAAUGAUAUUCCAGAAAGCAAUUAUUUAACUCUAAAUUUGUAUAAAUUGUUUAAAUUGGCAAAUCAUCCCUCUAAAUUUCCUUUUUUUUAUCACAAAAACUGAAUGGUUGGAUUUCGUUGGAACGCCAAAAUAGAAAUUAAACUGAAAAUACAGCAAUCUGAAACAGGGAACUGAUUUUUCCGAAAAAAAUUCCUCGGUUUUCGUUUAUUUUUCAAUUGAAGCGAUUCUUUCAAAAACUUUCAGCCAAAUUUUAUGAAUUUUGAAUUUCUGAGUGAACAAAACCUGUUCAAAAAAACUAGACAAUUAAAAAAAUAUUUUUAUUCUAAUUUUAUUCGAAACAGAGAUGUCAUGUUCACGCGGUUUUUAGUCCGAUUUCUGAAUCGCAAGGGUUAUGAUUUCACAUGGUUUCACACAUAGUUUUUCAAUUUUAAUAAUUUCAUUCAAACAAAUAUUCUCUAUUGAUUUUCAGAUCCCUCGACCUUCUCUACGGCAUGGUUUCCAAGAAAAAUAUCAUCGAAAUCGUGAAAAAACUGAUGGAACACGUUGAGGCGGCGGAAGGCUCUCAUUACAGGUUUGACUCGGGUUUUUUUUUGUCGCAAAAAGGUUCCGGAAAAAUCUUGGAAUCGCCAGAGUGAACCCUGAAGGGGUCAGGCGAAAGAACAGCUCCUUUAGAGGAUAAAAUAGUGCUCCCCUAUAGGGGUGAACUUUAGGAGUUUAGGGCCUGAUUCUCUAGCCAGUAAAGCUUAAGUGGCCCCUGUAGGGGUCUUUGAAUUUUUUCUAUAAUUUAAAAGGAAAUUAAGAAAACGCAUUAAAUGAAAAUUGAUUGAUUUUUAGAUAUUUUUCCUUCAAGAAACGUUUUUUUUUUUGGCAUGGAUAUGCUUCCUUAUGUGUAAAUGACUAGAAUACCCCCUAUGGGGGGCCCCUUUUCCGGAUUUUAAGUUUUUUUAUGUGUGGUCCCUAAAGAGAAAUCUACAAGGGCCUCUUGGUUGCCCCGCUAGGGACCACUCUGGCGUUCCUAAGAUAUUUUUUGCGUAUUUAUGACUUUGCGGUUUCAUUUUGGAAUUAUAUUCAAGAAACUUCGGGUUUUUAUUCAAUCUUCUCCACAUGAGCGCAAAAAGAAGUCAAUCUUUUUUUUAAAAUUUUUUCAAUUUCGAGUUCAAAAAUUCCUUUAACUGCAAAUUUGAUAAAUAUACUCCAUUUUUUGGAGAAAAUCAAAGUUGUUUUUUAGAGACGAGCUUCUCAGCCGAAUAAUUGGCAUCUGCAGUUAUAAUAACUAUCAAUAUAUCACCAAUUUUGAAUGGUAAUAGCGAUUUUCACGAUUUUUUCACUUAUAAAUGAUUUUUUUAGGUACAUUUCGGUGCUGGUUGAGCUCACGAAAGUUGAAGGAACCAAACACGGGGCGAAAAUUGCAGAGCAGGUAGGGAAAUUCAGAUUUUUUUGUCACGAAAAAAAUAGGUGGAAAAAAAUGGAAAAAAAUCUGAAAAAGGUGUAGAUACAAUUUAUCCUUUUUUCGUGAUUUUUUUGCUCAUUUUUACAAAGGAGAAUUUCUAAAAAAACUUUGAAUUUGAAUUUUUCUAUAAAAUUUAAGAAAAAAAUGUACCUUUGAACAAGAAAUUUGGUUCCUAAAAGUAACCUACUUUCAUUAUUUUUUCUUCUCAAGUUUUUUUCGAAAAAAAUUAAAUUUUUUUGUAUUUUUUUAAUUUUUCUAUCAGAAUUUGAUUGUCAAUAGGCAAAAUGAAUGGAAUUGGAGAAAAUAUUGAUUUUUUGAAUGUUUUGAUUUCUACCCUUAUCUCUUUAUUUUUGGUUUCUUUUUUCUCCGAUUUUUGCUCGGAAAUCGGUAUUUUUCAAUGUUUUGUACCUUUUUUUCUGAAUAUUAUGCUUCGUAGAGCCUCCAAGUCUCAAAAGAUGUAAAUUUUAUCUCAAAAACUCUUACAUUUUCUGAUUUUUUCCAGAUCCAAGACGUCACGGUCCGAGUCGAAUCCAUCCGCCACUUCUCUGUUUCACAAAUGGCUUUAUUGGUGGGCAAUUAUUGAUUUUUCAAUGAGUUCUUUACAAAAUUUCUAUGUUUUCGAGCAGAUAUUUUGUGUUUGACUUUUAAUUUUUCAUUCCAAGAAGUUUUUCAAUCAGAAAAAAAGGAAUAUAAUUGUUGGAAACGCCGCGAAAGACUUUUUUUGUUGGUUUCCAGGUUUUAAAUAUUUUCUCUCCAGGAUGAGCUCUGCAUAAUGCUGUCAAGAACUUUUUCCCUUGUGAAAUUUCAAAAAUGAUCUUAUUUUAAAAGAGUUUUUGUUUGUCAGCUGGAUUUCAAACCAGAAAAUUUUACAAUCACAUAUUUUGCGCUCAAAAGUCUAGUAUCUUUAUUGAUUUAUUGAUUUUUAGGUGGAAAAUGUACAUUUUUUAUUGGCCGGUAUGUUUUUGAUGUAGAAUCACAGUGUUCCAAAAGAGACGGCGGCAAGCCAAAAAAAAGGUCGUCGCAAUGGGGCGAAAACGCUAGUUUUUUCUAACGCAACGCGGUGCGGCGCGUGUCACCCCCACAAAAUUUCAUUCACUUUUAAUACGGUUUUUUCUCUUUUUCUUGCGUAUUUUACCAUUCUUUCGUAUUUUUUUCACGCUGUAUGUGUUCUUAAAACGUGUUUAUCGCGUUUUUACAGAGAUUUGAAGUGAUUUUUCGAUUGUUCUCGUCACAGAAAUUUGCAUUAAAAGGACAUUUUUUUGAUGACAACUUAUUUCGCAUAAGAUAUUUCGUUUGUUUUUUGUUUUAGAAUUUUUCAAAUGGACUUUCUUAAGAGUAACGCUGUGAGAUUUUUUUCAAAAAUUUUUUUCGAGGCAGUAUUCGACGAAUUUAUUCUUGAAAAUGUCAUUUUUGGGUGACAACUUUAUUCGUACAAGCUAUUAUGUAUCUGUUUUUUUGUUUUUAAAAAGGUUCAAAUGGUAUUUCUUAAGAGAAGUGCUUUGAGCUUUUUCUCACUUUUCCCUUUGGAAGUUCGAUUUGACGAGUUUUUCCUAAAAAAACGACAUUUUUGGGAGAUAUUUUUGUUUUGCAAAAAAACUUUUUUUCGUCUCUUUUUUUCAUUUAAAUUUGUUCGUUAUAAUUAUAUACACAUUGAAAAAUCUUCGAAAACUCGCGAGAACCUAGGAAAAAAACAUCAUUUAAUGGUCUUUUUUCCAACCACUAAAUCCACAAAACUUGACUCUCAUUCCCGCGCCCCUAUUGCAAUAAACCGUGCCGCUGUUGCAGUCAGCCACGCCUACUGACCACAGCUGCCGCUCGUUUGGGAACACUGUGAGAAUGUUAUCAGAAAAAAAAUAGGAGAAAGACAUUUUUUUAUUUCUUUCCAGGUCUUUUCGUCAUUGGUACAGUUUUUAAACUGUCUUGUUUGGAAGAAUUUUACGUUUUUCUUGCAGAAUUUUUGGCCGGUAAAUUUGAAAAAACCCUUACCGUGCCGAUGAAGCUCACGUCUUCAUGGAUUUAUUGAUUUUAGGUGGAAAAUGCGCACGUUUUGUUGGCUGGAAGUGCCCAACAAAGGAGCAACAUGUGCGAAGUUUUGCUCGCCGCUGCCUGGAUCUGCGGGGAAUACAGCCAGUUUGUUUCUUUAAUCCUUUUUUGAAGGGAACACUUUGUAAAAUAAUGCAGUUUACUGAGUAAAUUUAACUUUCAAAGGAUAUCCGUAUGAAAAUACCUACAUUCAAAGUCGGAAUGAUGGAUAGUGGUCGCUAAAAGGAAGAGGCUCAAAAAAGGCUGCAAAAAGGUAGAAAAAAGGUAGCAAAAAGGUACCAAAAAGGUACCAAAAAUGUAACAAAAAGGCAAAAAAAUGGUAGCAAAAAGGCAGCAAAAAGGUUGCAAAAUGGAUCCCUUUAUCGUGCCUUCUAUUUUUUCAAGAACUUCAAAGGCUCAAGAAAUGGUCAAAAAAGGGAGAGGCAACAAAAAUGUUGCAAAACAGCCGAGAAAAGGGAGCCCUUUUCCCACCUUUUCAGUUUUUUUUCAAUCUUUCCAAGUUCACCAUUCGAAAUUUCCUCCUUUCUUUACAAAUACUAUCAUUACUGUAAAAGACAGUACGGUAGUUUACUGUAUUGAUGGUUCUUUUCCUGAUAGUAUUUUAUUGGUGCUACUAUGGUACUGCAACUUGUAGUACUGUAGUUUUAUUGUAACAGUUAGUACUGUAUUGGUGGUUAUUUUCCUGGUAUAACUGUAUUGGGGGUACGGUAAAUGGUAGUUCUGUAGUUUACUGUAUUGGUGGUUUUUUCCUGCUUGUACUGUAUUGAGGGAAAUGUGGUACUGUAACUUGUAGUGCAGAAGUAUUACUGUAACUGGGAGUAUUAUAGGUUUGGUGCGUCAGGGGGUUACACAGUCGUUGAAAAAAAUGAUAAUUACAAAUUUUUUUCAUAAAUUUUGAUUUCACUUAUUUUUCAAAAAAAUCAUGUUUUAAUAGCUUAUCCUAUUUUCAAAAUCUUGUUACAAAAAGUAUAAAGAUUAUUUAAAAUAAAUAAUAAUCUUUACCUUUUUGUAACGCGCUAUUAUAAAUCCACUAAGAAUUACUGACGAGAUAAACGCGAGCUCGGUGGCGGUACAUUGACUAACUCGCAAAAAUGUCGCUUUUUUCUAGGCGCGAUCUCGCAUUUCUCUCGGCGCGACCUCGCAUUUUUCUCGGCGCCAUCUCGCAUUUAUCUUGCAUUUCGGAAAUUUUCAAAUUGCGAGAGAAAUGCGAGCUCGCGCCUAGAAAAAUGCGAGCUCGCGCCCAGACAAAUGCGAAACCGGCGCGAGAAAAAAAGCGAGAUGUUUGCGAGCUCGUCAAUGUACCGCCAGUGUCUCGCGUUUAUCUCGGCAGUUAUUCUUAGUGUCACAGCUCUGCAAAUACCUUUUUCUAGGAAAAAGCUAUUUUUUUAUUUGAAACUUUUUUUCAAAAAAAUUUCUUCUUUAUUUAAUAUUUUUCAUUUUUGUGUAUUACAGUACCCAAGUACCUCGCAAGGAAAAAAAGUGAUUUUAUUUGAUUUUUGAACCCAAUUAAUUUAUCUAUGAAAUGGUAAUGUAAUGAAAAAAAUAUUUUUAAUUUUUGAAGCGGUUUUUCUGCUUUUUUUCGUAUUCCUAUGAUGUUAUUUUUUUGAGGAAAAAGGUACCGAAAAUAAAAAAAUUCUUGAUUCAAGGCGAAAAAAAGGAGCUAAAAGCCCUUGGGAAAAAAAUCUCGUUGCGACCAUUUUUUUCAAGGUUUUCACAAUAUAUACCUUUUUAUCUGAAUUAAAAACAUCUAAUAUCGAAAAAAAUCUUGCUCAAAAAAAUUAUCUAGGCUCUAUAAAAAAAUAUUUUUUUAGGAGCUACAUCUUUUUUUCCAACGGAGAAAAAAACAACUUCAUAAAAAUGUGUACAAAUUUUGAAUUUUUAAUAGUAUCGCCUGUGGGUAGAUUUUUCAACAAUACUUUGUCUGAUUUUUUUAUAAAAUCCAAUCAGAAAAAUAAUAUUUCCAGACACGUGCGCAACGUCCAAAGUGUGCUGGAAUCGAUGCUCCGGGCCAAAACUUCGAUAAUGCCCGGCCAUAUCCUGUCGGUCUACGUUCAGAACAUUGGCAAGCUGUACAGCUCUCUUCUCACAAAAGCUGAAGAGGUCCUUUUUCCAGAGAAAAUUAGAAUAGUUCAUUCACCACUGGCCUAGGACAAAAAAUAGCGAAAUAGCGUGGGAAAAGAGAGGUUUAGACGUUUUUUUUCUUGAUUUUUGAGUCAAGGGGGCGGUGAAUGGAGUAUUAGGAACUGAGAGGUCCCAUUAGGGGCCCUUGGAGGGUCCCCUCUAGGGAUCACUUUAUGAACCUCUAUAGGGGUCACUAGGGCCUGCAAAAGUGGAAAAAAUACCAUGCGAAAAAUUAAAUAAAUGAGCGAUUUAUGAAUGAAAUUGAAAGACCCCUAUAGGGACCACUUGAGCUUUAACCCCUAUAGGGGCUACCUUAAUUUUGCACCUUAAGGGGCCAUGUUUUAAACCCCUAUAGAGGUUACCUCAAUUUUGCCCUAUAGGGACCACUUUUUGGCCCCUAUAGAGGCUCUUUUUCCCCUUAACCCCUAUAGAAACCACUUAAGCUUUGACCUCUAUAGUGACCAUCUUGAUUUUGCCCUUUAGGGACCAUUUUUUCGGCUCCUAUAAAAGCUGUUUUUCUCCCUAACCCCUAUAGGGAUAACUCCGAAAUUCCCAAGUAUUGAUUCAAAAUUUAAAAGGAAAAAAAAUCAUGAAUUUGUUUAGGAAGAAGAUUGGGACGUUAUUGAGUCCCUGGACAAUCUGAUGCUCUCGAAAUUGCCCCAAUUUGAGCUGGCCGAACAUUUGGAGGCUCAGGAAAGGGUGGGAAAUCCAAAAAAGAAUAAAUCAAUACAAAUUUUCAACGGUUUUUAGGCAUGUACCUUAAUGUCAAUCAUUAGAAUCGUCGAGGCCCAUCAUCAACAACGGGAAAAAUUGGCCCAUGAGGUUGGUUUUCUGAAAAAGUUGCAUGGUUCUGUACCUUGAUUUUUUUCAUUUUUUUGAGUCAUUUGUGAAGUGGCUAGGCGCGUCGCGGUCGCGCUGCGUUUUGGCGGAAACUUUUCAAUUUUUCCCCUAGGUUCCGGUUUCAAAAAAAUUGUAUAAAUUAAUUUUUUUUUCUAUUUUAGCUUUGAUCAGUUUUUUAUAAAAUGUAAAUGUUUAAAACAAUUUGAUCAACAGUUUCAAGGUUUUAACGAUUCAAAAUUACAUACUUCUUUAAAAUUCGUGCAGUUUUGAAGUUUGGAUCCUUGAAAUCUGGCCAAAUAAUUUUCAAAAAUUGAAUUUUUUUUUAGUUUUUUUUCAUUUUUUUCAUUACUUAUUGGUUUAAUUUUAAUCUUUGUUCGCCACAAUUUUUUUUUACGUUUAAUACGAAUUUCCCAAGCUUCAGACGUAUUCAAAAGACUUGAUAACAGAAAAAAAAAAACCAAAAUUCGAUUUCAAAAAACCUUCUGAAGGGACAUAGCAUGGUGUCGCCAUGCGCAAGUAGUUUUUGGUCGGUUGCAUCGAAAAAUUGUGAAAAGGGCUUUUUUUAAAGCGAGCCGCAACGCUUCAAGAUACUUCAGAACUUUGAGAAGCUACAAUAAGAAAAAUGAAGAUAUGAUUUUUUUCAGAUCGCUGCUCUUUAUGAAGGCGAAUUGAAUCCGGUUGCUGUGAAGGCUCAGAAAAAGGUUCCCAUUCCGGAUGGGUUGGUUUUUACAUUUUUUUUCUUUUUUUUUAGGUGAGAAUCGAGAAAAGUUUCUUAUUUGGCUUCCAUCAUUUCUUUAAAAAAAACUUUGAAGUUUAAUAUUUUUAUUUGGAUAUUUUUGUUUUUGUCCUAUUCGGCUCCCAUAUUCAUUCUGAAAAAAAUCGUUCAAUUUUUCUUUUUUUGAAUUUUUGGAAAAGUUAUCUUUUUUUUCUUGUAUUUCAUUACCAUACAGAUUGGACUUGGAUGCCUGGAUCGCGCAGCCCUGGGAAAGUUCGCCCGAAGAAUCGAGUGAAGAAAGCGACGUCGAGGCCACCUUCGGAUUGGUCGGUUUCCCGGGAAUUGAAGCUCAAAAUUAUAAUAAUUAUACUAAAUUUUUAAAAGUUAAAAAAAUUUAUUGAAUUUUAAUGUUUUUCUUCUUUUUCCCAUUUUUUUCCUAUUUUUGAAACUUGAAACUGCAAAAAAAGAAUCCGUUCAAAAAGUUCUGGCUGGUUAAUUUAAAGGAUGGUAAAAAUGAUUUUUAUAAAGGUCUCGAGAAGAAAAAGCCGUUUCAUGUGUAAUUUUGAAUUGAAAAAAAUUGAAAUUAAAAAAAGGCCGUCCAAAAAUUAUUUGCUGUGCAGCUUAAAGGAGCAUAAAAUAAUUUAAUGAAAAUCUGUUUUUUUGUUAUAUUUUUUUGGCCAUCCAAAGCUUUUUGUGAUGAAUGAUCUUUUUUUCUGACUUUUUCAGUCCUUCAGAAUUUGAAAAUAUAAAAGCAAAAAAAUAUUUUCAGUAGUUCGUGUGGUUUUAAAGGAGCAUAAAAUAAUUUUAUGAAGGUCUCGAGAAGAAAAAGCCGUUUUAUGUGUAAUCUUUAAUUCAAAAAAAUGAAAUUAAAAAAAGGCUGUCGAAAAAUUAUUUGCUGUGCAGUUUAAAGGAGUAUAGAAAAAAAUUAAUUAAAUUUCUCGAAAAUAAAACCGUUUUUUUGUAAUGUUUUUUUAGUCUUCCGAUAUUUACGUGGAUGAAUUAUAGGAUUUCUGUCUCUUAAUUUGAAAAUUGAAAAAAAAAACAGUUCAAAAUUUUUCUGUGACGUUUAAAGGAGCAUAGACUAAUUUCAUGAAGGUCUCGAAAAGAAAAAACGUUUUCUUGACUCUUUUUAAUUUUUUUUCGGAUAAAAAUGGAAUUUGUCAUCAUUUUACAGUUUGCCACAGUUUGAAUUUGAAAAAAAAGUUUGUUUAAAAUCAAAUGCUGUUCAAUUUAAAGGAUCAUGGGAUAAUUAAUUAAAGGUCUCGAGAAGAAAAAUCGUUCUCUGUGUUUUUUUUAAGCAUCACAAGGGCUUUUUGAUUGAAUAUAGGCCGUUUUUUCUUUAUUCGUUUUUUCUAGACUGUUAAUCUGAAACUGAAUGAAAAAAAUGUUAAAGAUUUUUUUCAAUUUCAAGGAUUUUUUUCAAAGCCAAGAUCUGUUUUCUGGGCCAAUUUUCAGUUGUUCAAGUCUUCUUGAAUUAAAAAAUAAGUUAACUUUUUCGAUUUUCCAGCCAGUUCCUCGAUCCCACAUCGGCAACGGCAACUACAUGGUAGAAGAGGACGAGGAAGAAGAAGAGGAGAAAAAGAAAACGAAGAAAAAAGGCAAGAAAAAGGCUUCCGGAGACUACGAACUGACGCCGGAAGAGUCGGAAAGACGGAGGAAACAACGGGAAUCCGAGAUCGAAAAUAAUCCCUAUUAUGUCAAGGUUUGAAUGGGAGUUGAUCAUGGGGAAUUUUUAUUUUGAAAGAAGGAACUUAUUGAGAAAUUUAGAUGGAUUUUGUAGAGUUUGCAUAUUAAAGGCGCAGAGGCGACUCUCUCAUAUAGGUCUCGAAAAGAAGAGCUGAAAUUAGUGUUGAUUGAGGUCGUUUGAGACUUAACAGACACCAGUAAGUAUUAAAAAGACCCCCCCCUUUUACAAAAAGCCCCCUGUCUUCACAAAAAUAAUCUUUCAGAACGUAGAAAAAACCCCCCCCUUCAUUUCAGACUCCAGUUAAUAUUAUAACCCCCCAUAACAGACCCUAGUAAAUAUUGAAAGAACCCCUCCCCGCCCCCUCCCUUAACAGACACCAGUAAGUGUUAAAAAGACCCCCCCUUUUUUUACUAAAAGCCCCCCGCCCUUUUUACUAAACCCCCCUUUUUUUCAAAAAGACUUCCCCAUAACAGACCCUAGUACAAAAAGCUCCCCGCCGUAUUCGCGAAAAUAAUCUCAGACUCUAGUAAAUAUUUUUUUAAAAAUGCCUUUUUUUCACCCCCUCUCUUUACAAAAAGACACCCCCUCCCCCGGCCUUUUUCCGACUGAAGUAAAUAUUUCCUUACUACUAGGUUGAUACAUACAUCCUGAAAAAAGGGUAUUUUCCAUACUUUUUGAAACUUAUAUGUUUCAGGGUACCGCUACCGUUCCAAAAAGGCCCACAAGAUUUGGUCCGACCGUUCCUCCUUCAGAAUCUGUCGAAAAAUUGAACGAAAUCCAGAGCCCCUUGGAAAUCCCUGGUAGAAUAAAAACAACUAUUUUUUUCAUAUCUUAUCAAAUUUCAGGAGUUGUUGGACUCCAUCGAUAUAUGGAACAGCAGGACUCGACUUUGAGCUGGAAAAAAGCCAAGGAGGAGAAAAAGACGAAAAAGACGGUGAAAAAAGGGAAGAAAAGGGGCAAAAAACGGGCGGAAAGCACCAGCAGCGAGGAGGAAAUGAACGUGGUUCAUAAGGUGGGUAUUGAGGGGAUUUUUAUGGGUUUUUGAGUGAUUUUUAGGAUUUUUUUUCAGAAAAAUUUUUUUGUAUCACUUUUUUAAUGUAUGAAUAACGUUUCUAAGCAAAAAAAUGAAAAAAUUUUUUUCCGGUUUUUGUCAAUUAUUAUCUUUACUAGGAGCGAAAAAUUUGAUAUUUCAUGAACAUUUAAUUCAGAAGAAGAAGUUUUUGAAUCAUUUUAUAUUUUCAAUUUUUCCAGUAUAUUUUUUUCUAAACGGAAAAAAAUGAAAAAAAUAUUUAAUUUUUGAACUUUUUUUCAGCAGAAGCUUAAAAUCGAUAUUUCAUAGCCUAUUCUCUUCAAAAAAAAUUGAAAUAAAUUAAUUUUUUUCCCAAAAAUUUCCAUUUUUGUGUUUUUUCAGAUUGAUUUUUUUAGUAUACAUCCUUCAGGUAAGGAUCAAAAAAACCAAGAAAUAAAAAAAUCGUUAGAAAUUCAAAAUUUUUUUCCAUAUAAUUCAUAAAACCAUUAUUAGUUGAUUAAAUGAUCGUAUUUGAAGCUUUAAAAAAAUUUUGAAGGUAAACCGAGCGGACGGCGAGAUGCCUGAAGGCGCCAGGUCCACCGACGAAGAUGACAACUUGGUUUCAUCCCGAAAAUAAAUGAAGAAGAUAAGAUAAAAAUGAUUUUAGCAAGGCGUCUCGGACGAAUUCCGAGCCCUCGACAUCGAUUUGGACGCCCCUUUAAGGCCCGACGAAAUCGUCAGAGCUCCACAGGCCUACACCAGAGUUUACCCCUCCCAGAAACAAGUUUACCUGUUUUUCAGUCCAUUCAUUAAUUAUUAAUUCAAAUCAGGGCCCUCUGGUCCCGAGACCCCCGACGACGGCCGAAUUAUCAACUGGUUAUCAUCAGCCGCCGGUUAUCACCCAAUCGGAAACUGGCCUCAAGAAGAAGACGAAAAAGAAGACGGCCAAGGAUUCCGAAGCGGUGACGACGAAGAAGACCAAGAAGAAGAAGGAAAAGAAGGAGACGACCGUGGCCGUCGUGGCUGAGACUCCCUUCGAUAUGGAUCAGUGGCUGAACGCCCCCGAGUGGAGGCGUCGUUGAGAAGGCUCGCGAGACUCUUGUGGUGAGCAACAGAAUGAUGGGAUUCUGGAAAGUUCGGACUUUUUGGAUAUAGUCGAUUCACGGCUGGCUUAAGGGCGUACCUUGUCUGCGCUCUCCACGAGCCAGGCGUUGUCUCGUGCAUUAUCGUGGUAGCACCCUUUUUUUUCGAUGGCUCAAGCCAGUCGUGAAUCAGCUGUAGAACAAUGAUCGACAAGAAGUUAUAGGAUUGUAAGAUGGGACUGAUUAAAGGAAUUCUGAAACGUUCGGACUUUUUGGGUAGAAUAAAAAGGAAGUUUUAUUAAUGAAAGUUCACAAGACGCAUGCUUUAACUAGGCUGCCUUUGGGAAUUUCCAAAAUAACCAGAAUGUGUUCACCUAGGAACACUAGAGUAGUCACUAAAGGGGCUUUUGUAGCCCCCCUUUAAGAGGCCAACUUUACUUUCCCCUACAGAGGGCACUAAAGCUUGCAUAAGUGACUACUCUAGGGGAUCGUUCUCUUGGUCCCUAUACGUCUUUUUAACGUUGGAAUGAGGGACAAAAACUAACCACUGUAGAGACCGCUUAAGCUUUUUGCGGCUUAUGAAUCAUACCCACCAUUUUAUUUAAUAUAGGGGUUUUUUUCCCUGACCCCUUAAGUGACCAAGCUUUUAUGAAUAUCACUCUAAUUUUGGAUUUUUUGACAUAAACAUCUGUACAUUUCUGGAAAAGUUAGAACAAGAAAAGAAACUUUUGAACAUUUCAGAUAAAGCUUCCAAUUUUUCAAAAAUUACCCCUUUACAGGCCGAGAAAAAAGGCAAGAAGAAGACGUCGAAAAAGACCCGAGAAGCAUAUGAGGUCAGUCUAGAAUUGAUUCAGAAUCCGAAUCCGUAUUCCAGGAGGCUUCUGGAGUCUGCACGCCGUCGAAUCCCAACGCCGCCUCAAUUCUGGGAUCUUCGCCGAGGCUCAGUCGAACCUCCGUGGAAGAGUUCUCCCGUCUCGCUGCUAAUAAAGACCUCAGCAUUGUUAGUAGUGUCUAAGAACUUCAUGAUUCAUAGAAAUUGGAUAAUUUUCUUUUUUAUGACGGAAAAGUCUCCUAUUUUCUUCCAGAGGCUUAUUUUCAGCCAUUAUAUCUUUUAAGCUUCUUUUUCAGCCUUUUUCCUGCCUUUUUUUCAGCCAAAAAUUCGAGAAAGUAGGUCUGAAAUUGACCUUUUUCAGCACCUCUACUGCUUUUUUUUGGGAUUUUUUGUCCAUUAAAAAGGGUUUUUUUGGAUGAAAAGAAAAAAAAAAUUAUUUUCUUUUCAUCUUUUUCACAACUAAUUUGAGGAAAAUUUCAGCAAAAAAAUGAAAGAAAAAAAGUUUUUUUAGAGUAGCCAGUUUCCUCCACCUUUAAAAUUACCUUUUCAUGCUGUUCUAGGAUUUUUUUGACUUAAUUUUUAAAUAAAUAGGUUCAGAAAUUUUUUUCCGGUCGAUUCUUUUUGGCCCUAAACUUCAGUUUUUGAAGUUUUAACGUGAGUUGAAGUUUUUUUAUAAGAAGUAAUUUUUCCAUAAAGAAUAUUGAAAAAUUAGUAUCAAAAAAAGGUAUUUCAGCCCAUACGUCGGCUGGAUCCCACCCCGGGGUGUGGCCCCUCCUUUUUAGAUUUUUUUCGAAACUUUCUGACGUUUUCGGGAGUUUAAAUUCAAAAAAUGAUUUGUAGGACUACGAUCCGCGAGCCAGUACUGACGCCUUGGAAUAUGGCAGGGUUCUAGUGUUGCUUCGGCUGAAAAAUACUGGAAAAUAUCGACUCCAACGGGUGGAACUCAACAUUGUCGACACGCUCAACGCCAAAAUGUUGAGAAAUGAUGAGGUCAUUGUUUUUCUCUGAUGUGAGGGUAGUUACAGGUUCUUGCGAGGGCCGGCCCGUCUUUACUUAAAAAAAAACUCAAGUUUUUAGCUCCUCUUCACUUAGAAUUGCACAGAAACAUCGAGUUAAAAAAAAUUUUUUUAGUGGAAAUUUUGUAUGGAAUUUUCAAAAUUUUACUCUUGAAGUCUGACCUGGCCGAAUCGGGCUUCUUCUCAAAAAAUGACGCCUGAAUCCUAGGCUUGCCUUGGUCGUGCAGCCUGGCGCCCAAGCUUUAGUUCUUUGAGUUCGAAACACUUUUUUAGUUUUUAGAACCCAGAAAACAGCCCUUUUCCAGUUUUACUUCGAUAAACUUGGAAAACUUGCGAAAAACAGGUCACAAAGUAAAUUGCUCCCAAAGAGUGAUUUAUUCUUCCAAUAUACAUUUGGGAGUAUCCUGACCGAAUUCCAAGAAAUUUCCAACCAUGAAGCAAAGAGACCUUCUUUGAGAGAAGAGACAAGUAACCAAGCAAAUUUUGUUCAGAACGCUGUUCGGUUAUGUGAAGAGAUUGAAGCGGGAAGUAUUCGGGAAUCUUCGAUCGAUGUCCAAGUUCAAUCGGCCAACAACUCGAGGACCCUUCGCGGAACUGUCAAUUAUUUUAUCGUUGUUCGUUUUUUUUUUUAUUUCUCAAAGGCUUGACGGGGUUUUUGAAGGAUUUUAGAAGUUUCUCGAAAGAAAAUGGUUUUUUAGAGCCAUACAUGGGAUGAGCAUGACUGACCCAUCCAUGCUUGAUUUUUUUAAAUAAGAUCGAACCAGCGAGCACCCUGAAAUUUUUCUUACGACUUUUGCCGCCCCCCAAUUUCUCGUUUUUUUCGCCAUGUCCUCUUCAGAUCCCAACAAGACUAUCAUAUGUAUGAUUAAAGCCUUCAAAAAAAUUAAACAGAUUCAGAAAAAUAUUUUUACUUCGACUUUAUUUUUCUCAAAAUUUACCUUUUUCAGGACGAAGAAGGAACUCAAGAAGGAAAAAUCGAUUUCCGGAUGGCCCUACCCACGACGACGUUCAUCGUCGCGCCGACAGAAGGAAUCCGGAAAGAACACUAUUCCGAACUUCUGACCGGAGACCUGGUCGAUUUCGCGGCGACGGCUUCGGUUCCCAGCGAAACUCCCUUCAAGAAGAUCUUGGGGGCCGUCGUGGCGAAGGCUCACUUUUCGGGUGUGUUUUGGGAAUGGAUGGGAAAAAGAAAAGCGAUGCCGGUGCGUCCGGUACACGUUCCCUAAGUCAGAGAACGAAAUUAAACGAAUAAUAAAUAGAAAAUGCGCGAUCUCAAUUAAUUCACUACUGUUUUUAUCUUUUUUUCUAGACUGGUUAGAAACCUUCAAGAACAAAUUCUAUGAAAAUCUUUGAAUAACAUAACAUAAUUCUCACAACCAAUUGUUUUUUCCAGUGGUGGAAGAAACGAUCCGAGCGGCUUCCCUUUUCUCAAGAACUAUUGGCGGCGAUCCGAUCUGUCUCCUCAUCAAAUCCACGGUACGGUUUUUGAAUUUUUAUUCAUACAAGGAGAAAUAUGCAAUCAAAUUUUUUGAAAGUAGGGAAAGGUUAAUGGUUUUCAAACGGUAUGUACAUUUUUUCGAAAACCUUUGCAAAAACGGCUUCGAAAAGCACCUCCUAAAACGAUAAAUCUUAUCCAACACAUCUUGAACCUGUCUCGCUUCUCUGUACUCUCUUUUAUCUCGCCGAGGCUUUUUUUUCUUUUUUUUUUUUCUACGCCGAGAGGGUGAAGAGGGCGCAGAUAGGUUAGACAGUUCAAAAUCGUAAACGAAGCCUCUGAAAACUUUAAAAUUAGUUGGGAGAUUUUUUUAGAAGUCGUUCUUCUGAUUGGUUUGAAAAAAGAUGUGUGGCAAAAAAGUCUCGAGGUAGAAUGAAAGAGCGUUCGAAAACGAGAGGCUUUUCAGAAAAAUAAAAUUCUAACUGUCUGGAGCUCUCCAAUUUUUACGUUAUCUAUGACUUUCAGUUUCGUUUCAUAAUAAAAGGAUAUGACCUCGAAAAGUGCCUAAUAAAGAGAAGCGAGAGAGCAUGAGGAAGUUAGAGGCUUCCAGAUGAAAAGAAUAGAUUAACUGUCCAGAUCCCUCCUUAUUCUCACUGAUCUCUAGUUCUAGGAUUUUGGCUGGAAGGCUUUGCCCUGAAAAAUGACUCUAAAAAGUGAGCUUCAAGGUUUUCUAAGUAACCUUUAACUUAUUUUCGAAUCAAAUUUGAAAAUUUGCUGAUUUUUUGAAAAAAUUUUGUCCCGAAAAGCAAGUUUCAGGAAAAAGGGGUCCAAAUAGACGGAAAAGCCGGCGAACAACAGCUGAUCCAGUCGAUCGUCCAGGACGUCGCCGAAAUUUGCGCCAGGGCAUAA
Messenger RNA from Caenorhabditis auriculariae, 18395 nucleotides. NCBI's taxonomy places the organism in Eukaryota, Metazoa, Nematoda, Chromadorea, Rhabditida, Rhabditidae. The record is from the annotation of a GenBank genome assembly.